AUGUCCAUGAUCGUCACGCGCUCACCUCUGGAACCGAUCGGGAUGAACGGCGCGGGAGUACAGCAGUCGAAGCGGAGAAGCGCGCGCUUGAGCGAAGAGGGGAGGGAGGACAAUGAACCGCUUGUUAAGAAGAGCAAGGUUGGCGGCGCGCAGACGACGAGCGUGAGUACGAAGGAGACAGAUGGUGGCGCGGCGGUUGGGACGAGGAAGAAGCGGAAAGUAUACGAGGAGAAAGAGGAUGACUUCUCAUUUUCGAGAAGCAAGAAGGCGAAGCCCAGCGCAAAGCCUGCUGUGCGAAAUUCCACGUCUGACCAGACAUCGCCCGCGAAAAAGCCGCCACCCCCGGAGCCAGCGUCAGCGCCAACGCCAGCGCCAGCUCACGCUACUGAACCAGAGCCAAAACCGACGCAGAAGAAACAGCGAAGAAGACUGCCAACCACUCCCGAACGCGAAAAGCCUACACGGCGCAGCAAGCGACUGUCGAGCGAGAAUGAACAGGCCCAGCAGACCCAGCAGGCCUCACCUCACAAACCAGCGCAUGCAAAGUCCCACGCACGACAGGAACGAUCGCCGAGUCCGUUCAAUGCGCGACCGGUUACCAUUGAGAAGAAACGGAAGAAGGGCACAGAUGGCGUUGAGGAGGAGAAGAUUAUGCGCAUACAAUUGCCUUUCGCCGACACGCCGGUCAUCAAGCGGAACAAGGAGAUGCGCAAGAGCAGUGCGGAGGGACACCGGCGGAGCAGCUCUGGUAUGAGAGGGAAGAGAGCAAGCAGCUUGAUCGACGAAGGUCGAGGAAAUGGUGAGUUGAGCACGAUUUUGUCGGAGCCGUUGUCGCAGAUGGAUUCUUUGUUGCCGCGUUCACACACAUUGCCCACCCGGUCUACCUUAUCCAACGGCGCACAACCGAUCGUUGAGGCGACUGUACGAACAUCCGGUCCAACGACGCCUCCAACAAGCGACGACAUUCGUUCCCGAUCUCCUUACAGUGUCAGAUUCCAGAAUGCGCUCCAGAACAUGUUCGCUAACGAACCGAUCUUUUAUGAUUCAGCUUUACCGCAUUCCGAAGUGGCCUCUGCAGAGUUCUUCAAGCAUAUAUCUGCAGAGCUUACCGAACCUCGACGAAUGCGAUGUCUCCUUGGAUGGUGUGGCACAAGAGCACUACUGCCGAAGCCGGAAGCGCCGAAGGACAGUACACCAGCGUCGAGUGCUGAGUUUCAGGCGCAGCAAGCGGCUCGAGUCAUCCAAGAAGAACUGGCCUCAGAUCUGGUUACCAAAGGUAUACUUAGCGACUGGUUCUCGAGAGACGACGAUGUGCCUCCAGUCGCGCCUCUGCAAAAACGACCGAAUCCGCGAAACAUAGCCAAUGCUGCGAAGGCAGAGGAACUCGAACGUGAGCUCGAAAGACUUAAGAAGGGACGAGCCUCAUGGGAUGAACUCCUCGCCUCAGCCGCAACAACAGCCCCCUCUCCCUCAAAAAGCGAUAAGCCAGAAGAUGGCCAUUUAUCACCUCUCAACCCCGACCUCCUCGAUACUCCACAACGCGCCAUCCUCGAACAGCUCCAAGCGCCCACAGCAGAGCAGCCUUCACCCAAAGACCCGACUACCAUACAACACCGCUUGCAGCAAAUCUCGCAGAAUCUGGAGUUCACCGUUGAUCAAUUUGCCCAUGGAGUGCAUGCACUUAGCACGACGAAGGCGACUGCAGAUCGCUUGGCCGAGCGGUCGCUAGAUGAGGCGGCGAGUGUGCUUCAGGAGCGGGAGCAAGAGCAGAGGGCCAAGGGGCAGGGAGUGGGUGCUUUGGAUGCGUUGAGAGGAUUGGCUAGGGUAUUGAAUCGGCCGCAGAGAUGA
Molecule: messenger RNA, 1848 nt
Organism: Saxophila tyrrhenica
Lineage: Eukaryota; Fungi; Ascomycota; Dothideomycetes; Mycosphaerellales; Extremaceae
Exons: 4
Coding region: 1-1848 (615 amino acids)
Biological process (GO): cell division; mitotic sister chromatid segregation
Cellular component (GO): MIS12/MIND type complex
Source: RefSeq, a predicted model, not a curated record